Molecule: messenger RNA, 309 nt
Organism: Podarcis lilfordi (Lilford's wall lizard)
Lineage: Eukaryota; Metazoa; Chordata; Lepidosauria; Squamata; Lacertidae
Source: the annotation of a GenBank genome assembly
AUGCACAACUUCCUGGAGGAGCUGCAGCGCUUUUGGCUGACCGAGCUGGAGGCUCUGGAGAAGGAGAUGAAGAAGAAAAAGAAAAUAAAUAUCGUCAAGCUCUCGGAGGAUAUCGCCGGUCUCCGUGUGAGACGCACAGAAAUGGAGAAGAAUUGCCAACUGGCCGCUAUUGAGUUUCUGAAGGGCAUCGGGACUACGGUGAUCAGGUUUCAGGAGUUGAAAAGAACCCUGGGAGAUUCGACAGCAUGCUGUACUUGCUGGGCCAUGCAAAAUUCACCUCAGGAAGAUAUUGGUGGGAGGUGGUGGUGA